CAAUGCUCCAAAUCGCAUGAAAAUGCACAAAAAUGCUCAGAAAGAAGUUUUAUACCUUAUAAAGUUUGUUUUAAAAGUAACGUGGCAUUUUUAGAACUUUUUUUUCAUCAUUUUUUUUACAAUCAUGAAUUAUUCAGGUAGGCCAAGAUGGUACCAAUAUACAAAUACACUAUAUACAAUACUGUACAACCGGUUGUGAUUUUGGAUCCUAUUCUAAAUAUUAUAAUCGAGUCGAUUUUGUGAACAACGCUAUGUUUUCCAUAUUAAUUUUCAGUAAAUAAAUAUGUAGUUGCAUGCGAACAUUAACAGAAGUGCCCCUAUGGAUACCUAUAUAGUUCUGGCAAAUGUUCAAGGUUCAGACUCUUUGAAAUUUGCGUCUCUGUUUGGCUGAAAUACGGCUAGACUUAGCAAGCUUGUCGGCAUGUAGAUUUUUUCUCUUGUAGACGUCAUUUUGACGAUUACACGAGUAAAAGAUGAUUGACAAUUCAGUGUAUUUUUUUCCGUAUCACAUGAGCAAAAUAUUUACCUAUCAUUAAAAGGCUCCAUGACGAUACAUACCUAAUCGUCAUUAAUUUGUGAAAAUAUAACGUCAAACGCGAAUAUCAGAAAAUAGUUGUUAGCAAUAAAGACAAAAGCCAUGUUAAAACCUUUUUUUAAUAUACGGGGUAUAAUAACCGAUUGUAUUUAAUUAAAGUCCAGAUAAAAUCAAUAAUAUUAUUGAAAACUGCUCUUCAAGUUUUCUAAAUUAAACAUCUUGUAUGUCAAAAUAGCUUAUCCCACAUAGGGCUUACAUUUAGUUUAAUGAAUCUUUAUAUUCAAUUCAUAUAUAUUAGUGAUAAAAUUAUAAUUUGUCUGUUUGUCACUGUAUGAUGCACAGAAAUCUAACUGACCUCGAGUAAGGUUGAACAAAGGUAAACAAUUUGGUAAAGCAGUUAGUUUCGCGGCGUUUAUUAUUAAUUCAGCUAUCGCGUCUCAUUUGGGCAACGAUGAAAACAAUCCUAACACUUACUAUAAGGAAAACGAGUCCUUGACUGGACCGUCACAAAUGAAUUAAAGUUCACACCGACCUGGGAUCACUUGAUUUCAAAAAUCACGAACUGCGGCUGUUUCAUAUACAAGGUCGUUAGUGUCGUGACAAUUAUCAAAGUUUCUACAAUAUUUUUAUUACAAAUCAUGAUUAUAAAUUAUCUACGUAACUUCCCGUGUUACUUUCCCCUACGAUAUUGUUUCAGUCAUAUAAUAAAUUUGAAGAAUGUGCUUGAAGUGAAUCCGCAAUCCAUUGCAAUCAACAGGGACACGGAUUAUGAUAUAGUACUUUGCUAAUCAGAACGGAAAAUUGCGUUUUAGCUUUUCGUAUUAACUGCAAAACUAUUCGAUGACCGACGAACAAAUCCUAUAUAAUAACAGAAACAAAAAUCCACAAUACUUUUCACCACUGUUCCUAUCGUGUCUACGUCUCAUAAAAUUACUUAUUUGUUUAUGAAAAAAAAACUAAGUCCCAUUCUAUUUUUUAUUUAUUGCAUAGAUGGGUGGACGAGCUUACAGCCCAUCUAGUGUUAAGUGGUUACCGGGGCCCAUAGAUAUCUACAACGUAAAUGCCGCCACCCACCUUGAGAUAUAAGUUCUAAGGUUUCAGUAUAUUAUAACGGCUUCCCCGCCCUUCAAACCGAAACGCAUUACUGCUUCACGGCAGAAACAGGCAGGGUAGCGUUACCUACCCGUGCGGACUCAAAAGAGCUCCUACCACCAGCGGCUUAUCCCUAAGUUUUUUUUUCUUAUUAGAUUUAAUGUGAAUUGAAUCCUUAAACUAUUUUCCGCAUUCGUUGACGGACAACAUGCGUCAACUACGCAGCAGACAGUGCGAGCGAGACGCGCUAUUGUUGUUAUUGCCGUCUCGUUUCUCGACCAUGCUUCUUUGUUUUGGCAACGAUAUAAAGGCAGGCCGCGGAAGCCGAGCUCGAAUUUUACCAGAGUGCAGCCGUAGACCCGCAGGCGUUUUGCGUUUCGGUGCGGCGGUAGAUGGGACGUUUAUUAUACAUUAAUUUCUUUCACGUGAAAGAUUUUGACAGCAGUGACCUCUUAGACUGAGGAGUUGUGCAGUGACUGUUUGUAUUGUAGUGCAGUGAUGCGGCCUCCCACGGAAUAUGACAGCGGUGCGCGCUUGCCCGCCGAAGCCGAGGAGCAUGAUCCUAGGGCGCCGGCGAUGAUGAUCUGCGCCAGGCUUGCCGGGAGAGCUAUCAUCAGGGUGGUCGGACGUUGCGAAGAUGCCCAAGAGAAUAGUCAACUCGAUCUAUCAGAGUGUCAGCUGAUGCAAGUUCCAGAUGCAGUAUAUCACCUAAUGAGACACACAGAAUUGAAAAGUUGUGAUCUCAGUGGGAAUGUCAUCACUAAAAUACCUCCCAAAUUUGCAGUCAAGUUUAGUCUGAUUACAGAUCUCAACCUAUCAAACAACCAAAUGGCCAGGCUGCCCGAUGAGCUAUGUACACUUGCUUGUCUACAGCGAUUGGACAUCUCACAUAAUACAUUCGUAGCUUUACCUCACAUAACGUUCCAGUGUCCAAGUCUGCACACAUUGCUCGCACAUCACAAUCAAAUUAUUGAAGUUGAUGUGGACAGAUUAGCAAGAUCUCAAGCCCUCGAAUAUGUAGAUCUUAGUGACAAUCCCAUACCUGCACGGACACAUGAUGACCUGAAACAACUGUCCCGGCCAUCAGUAACUUUAUCUGAUAGACAGAAAGAAGACUGGGAAGAAGAUCUCAUACUCUAAGCAAAAUUGGGCUUGCAUUUUUGGCUGAUAAAUAAUUCUACGAGUCAAAAUGUUGUGCAAUAAUUUAAGUGGUCCUAAAUAAGCUGUGAUCUAUCCAUUAGAGAUGAGAAGAUAGGUAAUUAAACUGUAUGUUUUAACAGAAGGUGAUAUUAUUGAGCUAUAUAGGUCAAUAAGUUCAUUCUUGACACUUCCAUGGCCAUGGAAAUAUAUCAUAAUUACUGAAAUGAAAUGUCACCUUCAAAAGAUCAUGGUAGUGUCACUAACGAAUUUAUUUAUAGCAAUUAAUCGCUCAAAUGAUUUUAACUAAUAUAGAAAUUGUUUUGAAUCACUAAAUUCGAAAAAUUGAUAAUUACAAUUUUGACACAUUUUGUAUAUUUUUGAUACCUAUUGUUUGGAUGGUUAUUAAAUUGAAAUAAAUAUAUCUCUAUGUAUGAAAUACUAGUCCAUCAUUUAGAGAUUAGUUUCCAAUGUAUUUGGAAUAAAUAGAUAUUAAGAGAUUACAUAAAUAUUGAUAAUUAUGGUGCUAUGCUAUCUUGAAGUACGUUGUGUUGCGCGUGUUUGUUAACAUUUGUACAAUAGUUUUAUUGAAAUACUUUUUCUAUUAAACUUUGAACUAUGUGAUUAAAAAUGAAUUAUGACCAGUGAUGUUUCCCAAAGAAAUCGGAAUAUUGUUAUACCUAUCCAAAAGGGUGGGUAUGUUUUCUUAUUUUUUUUUAUAAUAUCAUGGAUUGGUAAUUAAAAUAAGCAUUUUCAUUAAUGCUUCAAUUAAUGUAUUUUAUUUUUGUACAUAAAUCCUUCUUUAUGCCUUUUAAAUACCAUCGAUGGCUAUCCCACAAGACACCCUAAUAUAAAAGAUACCGCAAAUAUAUAAAUCCUUAUCGUAGUAUAAAUAGGACGUUCUUUAUUACGGGAGGUCUCAAUAUGACGGAGCGGAAAGAAAGCACUUUUAUAAUAAGGAAAGAUGUGAAAAGUAAUGAAUUUCUAAUUAUAGAGGGUAAAGAUAAGAGCAGCUGUCUUAAAUGGGGAACGAGAUAAAAAUCUGUCCAGCUGUUCAGUGUGCUUAGUGCGAGUGUUCUCGAUCGAGUAAAAGUUAACUCAAAUUUGUAGGUAUGCAGUUGGAAGAGCGCCUCUAGCGGCAAAAGUUCGAAAUCCUUAUAAAUUUGAAUUAACUUUUAUCGAUCGAGAACGUUAAAAAACUCCCAUUAAGCACACAGUAUCAGUCAAAAACCCAUAGUUGUAGUGCAGCGAGUGGUAUGAUAUGAACAGUUAAUACACUUAAUAUUUAUGAAACAGCAGUUUUCAACGGAGUGAAGUGUGCUGAUUUAAAAAUUUUGGUUUACUUUUGGCGCCAGUGUGCUUAGUGCGAGCUUCUUAACGUUCUCGAUAGCGUAAAAGUUAAGCCAAUUUUGUAUGCAGUUGGAACAAUUUCCCUAGCGGCAAACGUACGCAAUUUUUUUUUUUUUUUUGGAGUUUACUCCUUUAGAAUCGAUUUACAUAUAUAGGCCCGGGGUAUGAAAAUUAUGGGGACCAAAAUCGUACUAGCAUGUCACACGAAAUGCGUUAUGCGCCUGAUUGGCUCCUGAUUGCGUGAUGCGUGCGCGCGCCAAUCAGGAGCCAACGCGCGGCCGCGUUAUCGCAGGUGACGCCGGGCUGCUGCGCCGGCAGUCCGCCACAAAGCCUCGUACUGAUCGCGCGUUUCUCUCAUUAUUGUAUUUUCAUAUAUUUGUUAGUCGUUUGUUUUGUGUCUCGUUAAUUUGUUAAUAAUCUGUAGUGUAUCGUGUUGUCGUAAUAUAGAACUAUUUCUCGUAUUGUUUCGUUUAAUUUUUUAUAUCCAGUAAACUCCAGUCGGACACACACACUUUUUUUUUUUUUUUUUUUUUUUCUACCUAAGCUGAGAGCCUUGAGAGGCUAUGUCAGCGUAACCCUAACUUUUGUAGGUGAGCUCACGGGGCUCAAACCUGAUGACGUUGCUAACACGAACCCUAGCAAGAGCCGUGCUUCGCAGAAUCUACCACCGGAUCGGAAACGCGACCCACUGAGAAGAUCCGGCGAGAAACUCAGUGGGCUGUGUCUGGGAGUUAAUUUACUCGUCGAGCCCUUCGUCGCAAGCGACGGGUUCGACGAGAACGGUGACCGGUGCUUGAAGUACCUAGAAGCACCGUUAGUGGAUCGGGAGGAUCCGAGAUGACGUGUUUUGGGCGACGUCGACUGCUUUCCAUACUGUCCGCAGGAUCGGGAAUGUAGUUACCGGCGGCCACGAUGAGAGGGUUCUCGUGUCGUGCCGCUUUAUCGAAGUGGCGCAUUGACGCCGACUGCAUAUACUUACUGGUGGACUCUAAGUCCAGGUCGUCAUGGAGGUCGACGUUCCUGACGAACCACGGGGCUCCGACGGCUAUCCUGCAAAAACGGGAUUGAAUGACUUGGAAUGAUUUUAAGUGUAUGCGGGCCGCGUGAGCGAACACUACACUUGCAUAGGUCAUGACGGGGCGUAUGCAAGUUUUGUAGAGUGUCACCUUAUUUCUAAGGGACAUUUUACUUCGCCUACAUAUCAUCGGGUAGAGACGUCCUAGAAUGAAGGCGGCACGGUCGCGUACCGCCUUGAUGUGGGGGCGGAAUGUCAUCCUACUGUCGAGGGUGACGCUUAAAUAUUUGACCUUCGGGGCCCACGGUAUGGGCUGGUCGAACAUCGUGAUUGGGCGAACGGCGGGGGCGGGGUUAUUGACGCGCCUAGUCGGGAGGGGGAUGCUCAGCGUGGUGUUCGGAGGGCGACCCCUUUUGAAGAGCACCGCUGUGCUUUUCGUGGGGUUGAUGUCGAUGCGCCACUUCCGGAACCACUGUCCCAUGAUGGUAGCUGCGGUCUGAAGUCGUCGAUGGAGCAACGCCUUCUUCCUACACGAGUAGUAGAUGGCGGUGUCAUCGGCGAAGAGCGCCAGAUGGGUCUCCGGAGACCGGGGUAUAUCGUUGAUAUACAAACUGAAUAGUAACGGGGAGAGGGCGGAGCCUUGCGGGACUCCGGCUGUGACGUGACGUACGCAAACGAUCCCAUUCCAUACAAAUAUGAGCUAACUUUUACCCUAUCGAGAACGUUAAAAAACUCGCACUACGCAUAUAGAUCUAAAAUAAUACCACUCAAUAAGGUGGCGCCACUCUAAUUGAUCGCUAUUUGAUAAACAUUUUUUCAUACGUAGAGAGCGUGUUUUUACAUACCCGACCCUGUGGACCGAAUGGUCGACGUCGCCCGAAACACCCGACCGUAGGUUUUGUUCUGUAAUUUUGGCUGUUAAACAUAGUUCAUACUCUUUCACAUAAGGCAUUAGAGCACUGAAGCAUUAGAGGAAUAUACCAAAAAGUCAAUGAAUGACAUUUAUGUCAUUGGUUACAUACUUUUGGAUGACAUUAUUAAAUAAUUAAUUGUAGAAAUUUAUCUGCAUCAGAAUCAUUCUGGCAGCUUCAAUCCGGACCUUUUGGUUUUAUCCUCGGUUUUUUUCAUUUCAAAAAGAGAAAUCAAAACAUGGCUGGUCACGGAGUUGAGGACGAUCCAAGCUUAAAGGGACUCAGCAGAUAUUUUAAUAGUCAAACAAACAGAGGACGCGCUAAUACAUCUAAAUUAACGAUGGGCCUUAUUGCAUUAUAUUUUGUGUAUUACAAGAUGUUCAAGGCAAAACCCAAAUCACAAAAGUAGAAACAAUUACUGGUGACUGUUUUUAAUUUUAGCGUAAAAGUUUUUGUCUCUUUUGCUUACUCUCGAAAUGUAACAAGACUAUCCUGCUGUCAAAAGUGUCAAAUUCUUCGCAACUUUAGAUCCAUUUUGCGGGUGUUGUGCAGUAAUUACAUAAUUUUUCAAAUCAGGAUGGCCGGAGACUCUUCUGUCGAUGAAUCCCAGCUCAAAGGCUUAGCAAAAUACUUCAACAGUCAGACAAACAGAGGAAGAUUAAAUGUAGGUUUUGAACAUUAUUUUAUUUGAAAUUGAUGCAGCAAAGGCAAACUACGAUUUGUAAGGUUAUGUUGAAUUCUAGUCUGAUUACUAUCUGUUAAACCUAGAAUCCCUUCAAAGUCCAGAAGUAUCUUAUUGAUUAGUAAUAUUAAUUUAAAAUUAUCUUGAACUUCUUGUAAUUCAUAAAAGUUUUAUUGAUUUUGUAAAGAAUUUUCUUUAAUAUGUUUGUAUAUCAGUUUCGAAAGCACUUAAUUUAAUCUAUUUCAGACGGCCAGAGCCACAUAUGCAGUAAUGGGAGCAGUCAUCCUUUACUUCACACUGAAACCUAAAUCCAAGAAAUGAAUUACAAGCAAAAUUUAUUAGCAUGUUUCUGUAAGGGAUUGUUAAGUUAUAUAGUACAUAAUUAAAAUCAUGUGAACAAA
Molecule: messenger RNA, 7123 nt
Organism: Bombyx mori (domestic silkworm)
Lineage: Eukaryota; Metazoa; Arthropoda; Insecta; Lepidoptera; Bombycidae
Gene: Sclp
Product: death-associated small cytoplasmic leucine-rich protein
Exons: 8
Coding region: 2126-2767 (213 amino acids)
Molecular function (GO): protein binding
Source: RefSeq, a predicted model, not a curated record